GAUCUGGUAUGAGAAAAAUGGAACCUUGGCUUGAUCUGGGAGACUGGGACAGGCAUGAGACAAUCAGUUAGUCGGUGACUCAGUAAAGAAGAGACCAUGCAAGCUGUCAACCUAUUCAGAUAUUUCCAAAACCAUUGUGGUCUUGGCACACAUGCCAAUUCAAUCAUCAAGCCCGGCCGUGGCCUGCUGGGACUAGGUUUGCCCGGCUUGCGGGUAACUCGGUGCGGGUGGCUCCAUCCAGAGGUGCUCCACCUUCAUAGUCAUUCCCCCCGGAAUGGAUCAUCGAAAGUGUUCGAGCCCGACUAUUUGGAUGAUAUGGCUAAGGAGCCAUCUCGAUAUCCGCUAACGAAUAUUCAAAUAAAAGGAUACAAUUUCGAGGUCCUGGAAAGUUAUCAAGCUUACAUCCACAAAACUUGUGAGAAUAUUGGUAUUGAAGUUCAGGAAGCCUGGGCUACACCUUUCACCACCAAAGAAGCUAAUACUUUCGUAGAAGGCGGGACCGUUGUGAAAGAUACUUAUCAAAUCAAUCUCUACGAGAGGAACGUCCAGAUUGCCAAUGCUAGAACACUAGACGUUCCGCAACUUUUUGACAUCCUCCGGAUUACCUUACCGGAAGGAGUGAACCUCUCAGUUCAUGAACAUACCGAAGAAGACUUUGAGGCUCGAUACAUCCCCGAUGCUUUUGUGAAUACCAUCAAGACAGAGCUAGCAGAACUUGAAGACAAAGACUACGAGAUGAAAGAAAAAAGGAAGGAAAAAGCGCUCGAGAAAGAAAAAAGAAAAGCUGCAACACUCUUGGCCUCACUGGAAGAUGAUUAAUAAAACGUUACUGGUAGACUCAGGGUUUCCUUUGGAUCCUGGCUUUUUUUGUGCGAUA
This is a messenger RNA of Tigriopus californicus, 877 nucleotides long. RefSeq lists its product as uncharacterized. The record is from RefSeq and is a predicted model, not a curated record. The coding region runs from base 97 to 819 and encodes 240 amino acids. The transcript is spliced from 4 exons. Gene Ontology annotation, cellular component: mitochondrial ribosome. Lineage: Eukaryota; Metazoa; Arthropoda; Copepoda; Harpacticoida; Harpacticidae.